AGCUUCAGCAUGUGUGGAUACUGAGAAGCCCACUGGCUGUACUGUUGUAAAAACUACUGAGGGAGCACUGCCAUUUGACUGAAGAUGAACACAGAGACAGAAGAUGACUUUUAUCAAUCGGAGGACGACGACUUGGAUGAAGAUGAGGCAACGCAAUAUAUAAUUGAACAAAGUCUGAUUCAAUAUAGAAAACUCAAAGGACUGAAUCCAAGUGAUCUGAAACCCAGUGAAGAUCCUGAUGAGAUUUUCAAAGCAGUCACGGAGGGUGAUGAGAACGCACUGGACAGACUGGCAGUGCAACCAGAGACUCUGUCCAGAGUUGAUGAUCGAGGGUGGAUUCCUCUGCAUGAGGCUGCCGUGCAGCAGGAUAAAAGGAUACUGGAGAUUAUAUUCUCAGCAUCACCCCCAGGUGCAGCCCAGUGUCGCACUCUCAAGGGUGAGACUCCACUGUUUCUAGCUGUGGUCCAUGGACUCAGAGAGAAUGCUACAUUCCUGUUACAGAAUGGUUGUAGCCCAGAUCUCCAGAACGAUGAGCAGGAUUCUCCAUUAGUGGCAGCCAUUCUGAAUGACCAGUAUGACCUGGCCACACUACUGCUUCGCUACAAUGCAAUGGUCGAUCAAACAGGACCACUGAACAGGACAGCUCUACAUGAAUGCGCCUUCUUAGGCUUGGAGAACUUUGUGUAUCUGCUCCUAGAGUCUGGUGCCAACCCAAAUGCAUGUGACAUCAAAAAUAAAACUCCACUGGCCCUGGCUGCACAGAAUGGACAUUUGAAUGUGGUGGAGGUCCUGUUACAGAAAGGAGCCCAUGUCUGGUGUGAAUCAGAGUCGGGUACUAUUUUGUUUGAUGCAGCAGCAUCGGGAAACCCGGACAUAAUCUCCUUACUGCUGGACCACGGAGCAGAUCCCAACCUACCUCUUUACAGUGGGCACCUGCCAAUUCACCGUGUGGCGUACCACGGACACAGACUGGCACUGGAGCACCUCAUCCCAGUGACUAAAAUGAACGCUGUAAAGGAAAGUGGGAUGAGUCCUCUUCAUUCUGCAGCUGCAGGGGGACAUGCUCAAUGUGUGGAGAUGCUGCUCAAAGCUGGCUAUGAUCCAAACUUCAUGCUGCACCCGAGGGUGCGCCGCAACUAUGACGAUGAGCGCAGGUCUGCCCUCUUUUUCGCUGUAUCCAACAAUGAUCUUCAGUGCACCCGCUUGCUGUUAGAAGCUGGGGCGAUGGUGAAUCAGGAUCCAAUAAACUGUUUGCAGGUGGCUCUCAGACAGGGCAACUAUGAACUGAUCAACACACUGCUGAAGUUUGGGGCAAAUGUAAACUACUACUCCCGUGUCAACACCACCCACUUCCCCUCAGCUCUGCAGUAUGCCUUGAAAGACGAGGUCAUGCUGAGAAUGAUUCUAAACCAUGGGUAUGAUGUUAAACGUUGCUUUGACUGUCCGUACGGUGACUGUUCCCAUGACUAUGGUCCUUGGACGACCUCAGUCAUCAAAGACAUGGUGUUCUGUGAGGUGAUAACCGUGUCCUGGCUUAAGCACUUGUGUGGUCAGGUUGUGCGCAUCAUGCUCGACUACACCGACCACGUCUCCUUCUGCACCAAACUUAAGGACAUCUUGGAGGAGCAGAAACAGUGGCCAGAGAUCUGCCAUAUUCAAAGAAAUGCACGGAGUCUGAAGCACUUGUGUCGGUUGCGGAUAAGGGAGCAUCUCAGUCGCCUGCGCUUGAGAGCCCCAGUUUUCAUCAGCUUCCUUCCUCUUCCUCCCAGGCUGAAAGAUUACCUACGCUACAAGGAGUUUGACGUUUACAGCAGGGGCAGCAUGGUUAACCCAGUGUGAAAACACAUUUACAGCUGUCACAGAUAGAGGAAUAAAGAGAGUUGUUUGUGUGUUUAUGUAUGUUUCAUGCACUUUAUGCCAUGCAGUAUUAUUUGUACAUAACUGUUUUGAGUUCUUUAAACAGCUCCAUGUAAAUGGCUCCAUAAAAAUGUACUCUGUUA
Messenger RNA from Lates calcarifer (barramundi perch), 2000 nucleotides. It is a transcript of the gene asb14b, whose product is annotated as ankyrin repeat and SOCS box containing 14b. Gene Ontology annotation, biological process: intracellular signal transduction. The coding region runs from base 85 to 1839 and encodes 584 amino acids. The record is from RefSeq and is a predicted model, not a curated record. Lineage: Eukaryota; Metazoa; Chordata; Actinopteri; Centropomidae. Gene Ontology annotation, molecular function: protein binding. The transcript has 10 exons.